CCCCUGUCUGUGGUGAAGCCAUAGCGUGCCCUUGAAGGCAGACAUUACCAAUUAGUGUUUAGAAGAUCGCCCCCCAAAACAAAAAAAAGGUAUGAACGGAGGGCGAGUGCCGCUGGCGGAGAAAGCCUUGUCCGAAGGGUACGCCAGACUGAGGUACCGGGACACCUCUCUGCUUAUAUGGCAGCAACAGCAGCAGAAGCUGGAGACGGCUCCUCCGGGUACAUAUCUGAACCGCAGCCAGAGCACGUGGUAUUCGCAGUACGGGAACCAGGCCAUAUUAGUCCGGGACAAGAACACUCUGAGCGUUUCACGAGACACCGGACAAUCAAAAUUCUGCUCUGUAAUGUGAUCUGCCGUGUUAGAAGAUAUUUAAGCACUUUUGGUCACGCCAAGUUUGUGUUGCACUUAUGUUAUGGUACAUGUAUUGUCACAGUAUUACACGCUACAUUACUCUUAUGUUUUUUCCGCACG
Molecule: messenger RNA, 471 nt
Organism: Spea bombifrons (plains spadefoot toad)
Lineage: Eukaryota; Metazoa; Chordata; Amphibia; Anura; Pelobatidae
Exons: 1
Coding region: 92-349 (85 amino acids)
Source: RefSeq, a predicted model, not a curated record